AUGUUGGUUGAAGAUACCCCUAAAGCUGCGGAACCAUUAACUCCUGUAGCUGCAGCGGGAGAUGCUCCUGUUCCUGCAACCCCUCCCCCACAAAUAUCACAGCCCCCACCACCAAGAGUAGCUACUCCACCAGCAGCUGCCCAUCGAAUACCAAAUCAACAAACUGCCACUGUUAAGGUACCACCAACUGAUCCCACCAAAGAGAUAGCUGGAACCAGAUCAGAAUAUCGUGUUAAAAUGAACCGUAUGCGAUUACGUAUUGCCCAACGUUUGAAGGAUGCUCAAAACACAAAUGCCAUGUUGACCACUUUUAAUGAGAUAGACAUGAGCUCGAUCAUGGAUUUCCGCAAAACUAACCUUGAUGCUUUUCAAAAGAAAUACGGAUUGAAAUUAGGAUUUAUGUCUGCAUUCUUAAAAGCGUCUGCUUACGCCCUACAAGAUCAACCCAUUGUCAAUGCUGUAAUAGAAGGCAAUGAAAUUAUCUACAGAGAUUAUAUAGAUAUAUCUGUAGCUGUAGCAACUCCUAAAGGUCUAUUAGUGCCUGUCGUUCGCAAUGUUCAAGACAUGAAUUAUGCAGAUAUUGAAAAAGCAAUUGUGGCUCUCGGUGAAAAAGCGAAAAGAGGUGCUAUUAAUGUUGAAGAUAUGGAUGGUGGUACUUUUACUGUCAGUAAUGGUGGAGUUUUCGGAUCUCUAAUGGGAACACCAAUCAUCAACCCACCACAAUCCGCUAUUUUGGGAAUGCAUAGCAUUUUUGAAAGGCCUAUUACUGUUAAAGGACAGGUAGUCUCAAGGCCCAUGAUGUACAUAGCUUUAACAUAUGAUCAUAGGCUUGUAGAUGGACGUGAAGCUGUACUGUUUUUACGCAAAAUUAAAGCUGCCAUCGAGGAUCCUAGAAUAAUUGUUGCAGGAUUAUAG
Messenger RNA from Myzus persicae (green peach aphid), 915 nucleotides. RefSeq names its product dihydrolipoyllysine-residue succinyltransferase component of 2-oxoglutarate dehydrogenase complex, mitochondrial-like. Bases 1 to 915 code for a protein of 304 amino acids. Gene Ontology annotation, molecular function: dihydrolipoyllysine-residue succinyltransferase activity. The record is from RefSeq and is a predicted model, not a curated record. Gene Ontology annotation, biological process: tricarboxylic acid cycle. The transcript is spliced from 5 exons. Lineage: Eukaryota; Metazoa; Arthropoda; Insecta; Hemiptera; Aphididae. Gene Ontology annotation, cellular component: oxoglutarate dehydrogenase complex.